Messenger RNA from Tachysurus fulvidraco (yellow catfish), 3090 nucleotides. RefSeq names its product maturin, neural progenitor differentiation regulator homolog (Xenopus) (gene mturn). The transcript has 3 exons. The record is from RefSeq and is a predicted model, not a curated record. NCBI's taxonomy places the organism in Eukaryota, Metazoa, Chordata, Actinopteri, Siluriformes, Bagridae. The coding region runs from base 290 to 688 and encodes 132 amino acids. Gene Ontology annotation, biological process: regulation of signaling; positive regulation of megakaryocyte differentiation. Gene Ontology annotation, cellular component: cytoplasm.
CGCGCCGGUUCUGGCGUGAACGCGCAACUCCAGGAGACGCAGUCGGUUUAUUUCGCUCAUCGGGAACGCGCGAAGUGAACGGAGGCCAGGGCCAAGAUGCAAUUGUGCUAGAGUCGAAAUCUACCUCCCAUCACAUACGCCCCCAUUCCCCUUAAAAAAACAACAACCUAAUAAUAAUAAAAGCACCAUGCGGAUGAUUUAGGAGUCCGGGAGCGCGGAGAUCUGUGCGUAAUAUAUUGUUCCGGAGGCUGAGCUUUGCUGCGCAGGUGCGCCGUUACGCUGCGGCAGGAUGGAGUUCAAGCAGCUGGUGGACGCGGCGGAAAAAUGGUGCUCAGGAAACCCGUUCGAGCUGAUCUUCGCCGAGGAGGUGGACGAACGCCGGAUGGACUUCUACGCCGAGCCUGGCAUUUCGUUUUACGUGCUUUGCCCCGACAACAUGACAGGAGGUACCGACACUUUUCAUGUGUGGAGUGAGAGCGAGGACUGCCUGCCAUUCUUGCAGCUGGCACAGGACUACAUCUCCUCCUGUGGACACAAAACCCUGUUGGAGGUCCUUGAAAAAGUCUUCAGAUCCUUCAGACCUCUCCUGGGUCUUCCAGACAUUGAUGACGACACGUACGAGCAGUACCAUGGAGACGUGGAGGAAGAAGCAGAGACGGACCAUCAGCAAAUGGGUGUUAGCCAAUAAUGUGCUCGGUGAAGUGAAUCGACCUUCCACGGGCCGGAGCAUUGCUUCAUUCCCCCUCAUAUUUCCUUCUUCCAAAUCAUCUACACAUUUCUACUGUUUUAUGAUAUGCACUAUGCCUCUGUCUUGCACACUCACACACUCGCACCACGGCUUAUUAUAAUGCACGAUUCCAUGUUGCAGAGAAAAGCAUUCUCACUAGACGUCCCAUGUCCUUCUUGUUUUAUUCAGCAAACCGCUGCUUAAAAGAUUAUGGAAAUCUUUUCAGGAUUCUGUUAGUUCUUGUGUAAUGUUAUUUUUGUGUACCGGGUGGGAAUCACAGUUUAAUGGGUCCUAAUGGUUUAACAGGUAUUGCGUGACUGAUUUUAGAUGUGCUUAAUGGUUUUCUGAUGGGAUUCAAAAGUCUAAUGGCCAUUGAUGGUACCAUUAUUGUAAUAAGUUGUGGUUCACUUGUGAUUUAAUGGACCUUGUGGACUUUUUAUACAGUAUAAUGCUGCAUUUCAGGCUGUGUGUAUGAAAACAGGAAAACAUUUAUUGUCAGUAAGUAGAGACAGGAUAUCUAGAUCAAAAUGAAAAAUAUUUAAUUUAGUUAAGUUAUCAAUAAAAAGUUGAAUGUUUUAAAUUUCUAAAUAAAAUUGAAACGUUACAAAAUGAAAACACAAUUAAAAAUAUAGGGAAUAAAAUAACUAAACACCAUUUACAUCACAAAAAUCACAUACAUUGCAAAUAUAACUUAAUAUUCAGUUAUAAUGUAAUUACCGAAUAUAAUAAAAUCUCAAGCAUAAAUAGAAUUAAAUCAAUCCUAACAAGAAAUACAGUUAAGUCUCUUUAUUUGUAAAACAGAUCCAAAAAAAUCUUUUCCAAAUCUUAUUCCAGGAUCAGAUCCCAGGAUCUCCAUUUUCCUUUUAAAAUCCACUAUUUUCGGUAUGAGAUCAGCACCAUAUCUGAUAAAUAUACCCUGUAUAUAUUCUGGAUCUGACAAUCUAAACAUCUAAAGAUCUAAGCAAUAUCUAAUACACACUCAAGAACCAUUAAAACCAUUAGAGCUUGUGAAAAUGUUAAAUGGAAACCAGCAGGUGAAUCCCAUUAGCAAGUAAACAGGUAUUUUUGUUUUGUGAGCAAGAAGGAUUAUGAAGAAUAUUCUUAUUAUCAUUAAACUUAAAUUCAGGAGUCCUCCUGAACAGACAUAGCUAAAAGAUCAUAAUAUGUUCCCCAGAAUUAUAGGAAACUGUUAAGCAGGUAUGUUAAAUUUAGGUCUUAACAAUGAUGAAUAGAGCUUGUCUUGCUGUAUGUCUGUACUUAGAAAGUCAUGAUAGAUUUUCUAGUGAAUAGCUGAAGAGGUGUAAUGUUGUAACGUCUGAAACCAAUCAGUGAUUUCAAAAACUCAGAGGCAGUUUAUCAAACUCUUUUGAAUACUCAUCAUCUGCUUUGUCGUUUAUAUCUCGACGUCCUUGAUCACGUGGCCAUGGAUUGAAUAGGAAUAGUGAUCCCAGUAAAGCUCUCAGCCUGUGGUACUUAAUGCAUAAUAGCCCUAGAUCAGAGAAGAGUGUGAUUGCAUUUUCAGCUUUGUGUAAAGACAAGCCUUUGUUUGCACUUGUGCAUCAUGCUUAGUUUUCUUUUUUGGUCUUCAAUAGUCUUUAAUUGUAUUAAAGUAUAGCUUACUUCAGGCAUGUUUUCAAACAAAUCAUGGCUAAUUAUAGGCUUCCUCCGUGAUGUUUUCCUCCCAGAUUAGGCAAAAGUAAAAGCCUGAGUUGAGCUUUAAUGUGUGAAGUACAACAAGAGUGAACAUGUUGAUCUGAAGCAGCUUCCUCUUUUUUCAUCCUCUAGUGCUGACUUAAGGAAAAUAUGAUCCAGUCGGUCUUCAUGAUUUGAUUGACUGACUGAAGUCUGACACGCCCCACAGCAAAUUCUUUCCAGAUCACUUGACCAAUGUAAACAGGUUAGCAGGACCAGCUGGAACAUCACAUGUUGUUCCAGGAUAUGAAGAAAGCCGAUAUGAUCCUGCUGACUUCAUGUUUAGUGCUUUCCUAAUGCUGCCAUCAAACCCCUGUAUCUCCCACACACUCCACUCACUGCUUUCAUACUGUCUUCGUCAGCAUUACAUCAUCCACAUGUACUGAAGUCUGGUGUAAGAUCAAUCAAAGCUACACUUCUAUAUUCAUAUUUGUUUGAUCCUCCAGCUUUAACACUCUGCAAGCUUUUGAAUACCCCACCCCCCACCCACCCCCAGUGCAAACCUCUGGGUAUUUACCCCCAUUAAACCAACUGACUUUGAGUUUUAACUAAAGUUUGCUUAAAGAUGUAAUUUUAUUAGUUGUCUUGUUUAAUCCCAUGCUUUGUUAUCUGAUUUGUUUCAUCCUCAAGUUUGUGUAUGUUCCUAAAUUAAACAAUGUGGAGGUGACGUU